This is a messenger RNA of Mugil cephalus (flathead mullet), 10094 nucleotides long. RefSeq names its product rp1 like 1a (gene rp1l1a). Gene Ontology annotation, biological process: retina development in camera-type eye; photoreceptor cell development; axoneme assembly. The record is from RefSeq and is a predicted model, not a curated record. Gene Ontology annotation, cellular component: axoneme. The coding region runs from base 391 to 8301 and encodes 2636 amino acids. NCBI's taxonomy places the organism in Eukaryota, Metazoa, Chordata, Actinopteri, Mugiliformes, Mugilidae. The transcript has 9 exons.
UGUCCGGGGGAAACUGAACGAGCGGCGGUGUGCUAUCUGCCACAUUUGGGGGUGUGAGCGGACCAUUUUUCGGUCCUUGCUCACUUUUAAUCUCAAAUUUAUUAUAUUAUUGUCAAAAGUAGUUUCAUCUGGAUCUAUGGUCGACUACUGAUCUCCUGCCAUGCGCAUAGAUGAGCAUCCAUACUGCGACUGCCAUUUUACCUGUGGAGCCGUGGAACCGGGGGGUUCUGCUCUGCGUCUUGGUUUUUGACUCGACCAGCUGCAGAGACAGGCACCACACACAGACGCAGCAACUAUAAAAGCUCUGCGUAGGCAUCCACACGUUUCUCCUCAGCUUUUCCACACCUGCUUGGACCAUGAUUCCUGAAUAUGUGUAUGUGAGAUCCCGCCAUGCAUUCGGUCCAGACAGUGAUGUGGGACCCCCACCCCCCGUCUAAGCAUGCCUCGCCCCUCCCCGCUGCGCCACUACUCUCCAGCUCGCGCCGUGCCCGUGUGACCGCAGCCACCCCGGCCAAGCGGAUCACCUUCUACAAAAGCGGCGACAGCCAGUUUGGGGGCGUCAGGAUGGCCGUGCACAAGCGCAGCUUCAAAUGCUUCGACGCGCUGCUGGACGACCUUUCUCAAAAGGUGCCCUUGCCAUUUGGUGUGCGGACUGUCACCACCCCCCGCGGCAUCCACGCCAUCAAACACUUGGAGCAGCUCCAGGACGGCGGCUGCUACCUCUGCUCUGACCGGCGCCAGGCUAAGCCAAUAAACAUGGAGCUGGCUUGCAAACGCCCGAGCAUCUGGUACCACCACAGCCGGAGGCCACAAAGGCCCGAGGCCUCGCCCACGACGCCACCUGGCCACAUGCAUUACAAGCAGCGGCGAAUCCUGCUGGUGAAAAACAGCGAGCCGGGCAUGAGGAGGAGCGUGGUGCUGAGCAAGAGGUCAGCAAGGAGCCUGAGAGCCUUUCUUGACGAGGUGUCUGAGGUGAUGCAGUUUCAUGUCCGCAAACUCUACACUGCAGAGGGGCGCAGGAUUGACAGUGUGCAAAGCUUGAUGACUUGUCCUGGCGUGCUGGUGUGUGUCGGCCGAGAAGCCUUCAGUCCGUUGCUGGUGAACUUUAUUCGGAAGAGCUCAGAGGAAAAACUGCCCGGUUUGAGCAGCAGGUCUUCUGGUCUUGGCCCCCGGACUCCUGGAAAUGGGGCCCGGUCCCCUGCUACUCAAGCAGUAAGGUCGCCCCCGCACGGAGCUCAGUCCAGGGCUAGUGAGUACAGUGAAGGACAUGAAAGCAAGAAAAAUGUUAACUUUGGUCUGGAAACCAAAAAGAGCAUCAUCCACCCCCGCUCCGAUUCCUCAAACCGCUCCGCCCGUUUCUCUUUGUCUUCUGAAAAGUCCUACGGCAACGGUGUCAGCACCUGCUCCCAGUCCAGACCGGGUAUCAUGAACGACGACAUUGAAAAGCGUGUCCUGGUCAACAAAGAUGGCAGCCUGUCCGUGGAGAUGAGGGUGCGUUUUCGCCUCCAAAACGACGAGACCAUUCAGUGGUCCACGCAGAUUAAAAAGUCCCCAUCUCUGACCAACGAAUGCUGCCCUCUGGAUCAAGCCCAGCCGCAUUACCUGCAGCAGGGCCAAUCGGAAAGCUGCUCUGACCCUGAUUCCACGUCCUUUGAGCCAGAGGUCGUGCACUAUCCCAGCCAGCCUCGACAGUGUGUGAUGGAGGGGAACGGCUGCCCUUGCUGCUACCAAAGACAGGAACCGCAAUAUGAUUUGUGGGAAAACCCUGCACACAGCCACAAACAUCCUCCGGCCCCACCUCCACACAGAUCCACACACACUAUGGUGAGACAUACUCACUCAUCUAGCUCUUCCUCAUCUUGUAACUCCAGAAGGGUGGUGCGCUGCCGUGCGCAACUCUCCAGUUGCGGGGCGGGCUCAGGUUCGGAGCAGAGCCAGCUGGUCCAGAAACAAAUGUGCUUGACGGAGCAGGUUGAGCACAGUGUUGAGGUGGAGCAGAAUGGGGGCACGCAUGUUGAGGUGUGCAAAGUGAGCCGUUGCUGCAGUCGGAGCGAAGUGGUCACCAUGGAUAGCAACCUUCGACCGCUCAGCAGAAAAUCAGUCGAGGACGAGCUAACAGUAGAAGGACAGGAUGAGCGACCAUUGUCAGCGGUUAGUGCAUCCUCACAUGUUCUUCAAUCACUGAAAGAAGACCAGGAUGAUGAGGAGGAGGAGGAUCUGCCACCCAGCGCCUCACAGUGCUGCCAUAGCAGUGAGCCAUCUCCAACCCCUGAGCCUCACCAGAAUGAAAACACACCAAGCAACGUGGCAAAGUCUGCAGCCUCUUCUUGUCAUUGUGGAGCAGCCACCCCACACUCAGCAGUUACAGGGGACGUGAUAGUUCGAGCGCCCAGCUCCAGGUCCAGAAUAAGUGAUGCUCAGACCCCAAAAUCAGAGGCAGAGGAUGAAGUUGAUGGUGAGGAUGCAGAGGUAAAGAGGGGUGUCAGUAGCUUGUCUGGUCACACAGGACUAUCAGCAGGUUCUCGGAAAUCAGGGGCAUCCAGUGUGUGCCGGAAUUGUAAAGGCUGCAAAAGCAGGUGCUCUAAUUCCGGCAGCAGAGCUUCACGGAGAUCCAAUCGCUCCAACCGAGCCUCUCCAAAGCCUGCCUCUCCUCUCAACAACCAAGAGAAUAUAGACAACGGCGCGGACGAUGCUGAUUCAGAUGAUUCAGCCGUGUCAACACAAUCCAACAAGUCCAACCUCACCAACAAUGGGCGUGUCUCUACCUUAUCGAAUGUCUUGGAGGCCAGAGCAGCCAGUGUCAUGUCCAGAACAUCUCACCCUGAGUCAGCGGGAGAAGAGGAAGACAGGGCUCCAAGUGCCACUUCAGCCACAAGCCACAAAUCUACCAGAUCUCACAUCUCUAAUGGCUGCACAGCAGACAAAAAUGAGGAGAGAACCCCCAGCGCAAUGUCGGCCCGGUCCAACAAGUCCAGCAAGUCUCACAAGUCUAAAAGCGAAGCUCCGGACAUCAGUUCAAGAGAGGAAGCAGAGGGAGAGGACACUGGUGAGAGAUCAGUCAGCUCCUUGUCAGCAAAAUCUGGCGCUUCAGAGAAGUCUCAUAAGUCCAACUGUCAGGCAAUUACCAAAGCUGCACCCCCAACUGAGGACACAACUACGGAAGAGGAUGACACAAACAACAGAGCUUCCAGCAGCCUCACUGUUAAGUCUGAAAAGAAUGAAAGACCUGAUAGUGUCCUAUCAGCCAAAUCUGCUAAAUCAAAUGUUUCAGCAAAAUCUCGCAGGUCAAAUUGCAGCAAUUGCGCAAAAUCUGUAUCUCCGGUUAGAAAGGCAGCAGAUGAACCCAAAAUCGAGGUAAAUGGAAAGGAUGAAGACACCGAAGUAGAGGAAAGAGCCACAAGUGCAAUGUCAGCAAAGUCCAAUCUGUCUGCCAAGUCUAAUAAAUCCAACAAAACCAAUAAAGCUUCAGAAAGGUCACCCUCCCCCAGGUCAGAUGCUGGGGGAGAUGGAGAAAUAAGGGCAACAAGUCAAAUGUCUGGCAGAUCAGCUAAAUCAAACAAGUCUGUUAAGUCUACAAAGUCGUCCAAAUGUAAUGGCAAUGCAGCUGAAAAUGAAAACAACAUUGUAGAAGUGGAAAGGCCAGUCAGCGCAGGCUCCACCAGAUCUCAUAAAUCUAACAGCAAUGGAAAGACAGAUGCAAAUUCUGAAAUAGGAGAGAAUCCAGAAGAAGGUGAGAAAGCUGAGGAGCGGGCAGCCAGUGCUUUAUCUGUUAAAUCAGCCUCCUCUGCAAAGUCUCACAACUCAAAAACAGAGGUGGACCAAAUUGCAGACAGAGGUCCCAGUGCCAUGUCAGGGAGGUCGCAGGCCUCUGCCAAAUCCUCCAAGUCCCAGAAGUCAAAACAUAUCUCGGCAUCUCCAAUUCCCAAUGAUGCUGAUAUUCCUGUUAUUGAGACAGAUGGAGAUGAAAAACAAGCUGAAACUCAGGACCGGGCGGCAAGUGCUUUGUCUGUAAAGUCAAAAUCUUCAGUGAAGUCCAGUAAUUCUCACAAGUCCAGUUCUAGCAAGAAUCUCUCCAGUGCAAAUGCUGUCACCAUUAACACACCAGAUGAGGAUGAUGAGGAAAUAAAUGAGACAAAAGAGAGAUCACCGAGUGCUGCAUCAAGAAAAUCCAACAUUUCCGCUGCAGAUGAAAAGACAGUAGAUGAUGUUUCACGAAAAAGUAAAUCCUCUGAACUCUCAAAUCGGCAAUCACUUUCGCCCAAGAGAGCAAAUUCACCACGGACCCCGUCACCUAAACCUCCAGCUGCUACUCCCAGACGUUCUCAGUCUCCUGCACAACGGUUGCUGCCUGACCCCGGUGUUGAAGAGACAAGAGGGCCCAGUGCCUUGUCAGUUCAUUCAACAACCUCUACUAAAUCCAACAAGUCCAGGUGUCGUUGUGGAUUGGAGGGAAAGAGACAAGAGGAUAAGGAGCACGAGAAAUCAAAAGAGAAUGAAGAUGUGACAAAUGAUAAGGCAUCCGAACGAGCUGCCAGCGCCCUGUCAUCCUCAUCUAAAAGACAGAAGAGAGAAUCAGGAGGCACGGAGCAACCUUCGAGACGAAACUCAUCAGAAUCAGUCUCUCUUGGGUUGCCAGAAGACCAAGAAAUAGUUGACUCAGACAGUGGUAAGUCCACUCUUUCUUUUCACAAAAACGCUGUUAGCCCAGAGCCGGAGAGAGCAAGGUCCACCAUGUCUGUGAAGUCCAACGGUAACGGCAGAAAAAGUGCUUCAUCUCACAAUCUUCCACCAGUCGAGAUCCCGACGAUUGAAACUCCAAGAGGAGGUGAAGAUGGAGGGGAAAAGGGCGUGGGGCAAAACUCAGAAAGAGCAGCCAGUAUAAUCUCAGUCAAAAGCAGCAAGUCUCAUAAGUCAUCUUGCAAACAUGGUGAAAAAGCUGCAGCUCAGAUGCUUAACAGUAAGGCUGAAGAAAAGCCUAGCACAACCAAAGACGCUGAAACAGAAAGUGUGAAAUCUGCGACAUCAACAAAAAAAGCUAGAAAUCUGGACUCAUCUGCGAUGUCGUCAGCAAGUGCUAAAGCCCGGAGCAAAUCUCCUGCAAGUGCCAGCACAAAGAAUGCUAAUGUAGCAAAAACAACUCCCGAUCCAGCAAACAAUGACACUGAAAACCAUGACCUUAGUAGACCAGCUAGUGAAGCCAAAGGAGAGGAAGAGAUUUCAGACAAGAAGGCAACCGUCUCCACAUGUUGCCUCAAGCCCAAGUCAGAAGCUUCAGCUCACUCAGAAUCAAAACUAAAAGCCCCAAAGCAAAGUAAAGGAACAGAUUCAGUUAAGAGUCAUAAGGACAAAUCCAACGCAGGAAGCGACAAUGUGAAAGAAACUCCUGUCAAAUCUCCAAGCCGUUGUCCCGCACACAGCUCCAAACCAUGCAGCCAAGUGGAGUCGUGUACUGAAAGCAUUCUGUCUCACUCUCUGUCUGCGGCCGACCUGCUAAAAGAAACCAUGGCGGCUGCUCGUCCAAACAGCCGGCAGUCGAAAGGUAGCGACAAGGCCAGAAGCGGGAAAAGUGGGAGGUCUCCGAGACGUUGUAAGGAUCAGGACCUGACACCUGCCUUUCUGCCCAACGCGUCCCCCAAUGAAGUUGUAAGCGACUGGCUCAGAAGCAUUCCUGCUAACAGCAACAUGCUUGAAUUUGGCGAUGAGUUGAACGAGGAAGAGCAGAGUGCGAAGGAGAUGAAUGAGACCCCGGGAGAAGGGGUAGCAAAGGAGGAGGGGAGCCUUGAGGAUGACAAAGUGGAGGAGAAAGUUGGGCCUGAAGAGGACCAAGGAGAGGAUGACGAUAAAUGUGAUGUAGCACCGAAGGAGAGGAGUUCAGAUCCAACUCCAGGCGACGCAGGAGGGACGUCUCGCACCAAUGCAAUAUUGAGCGUCGAUGGUCUUCCAAGGAACUGGCAGUCCUCUGUAGCCGUGAUGAAAGUUCUGCUGAGCUCUUCUCUGGGUCGAUGUCGGAGCAUGCCAGAGGUGUCUCCGGUUUAUGGACGUAGACUGAGCACAUCAGCCAGGGGUCUUUUGGACUGCCUGACCCAGCUUCAGCUUAUCGAGCCAGCAGUGAGCCCUGGCAGUGACCACAAGGACCGACAGCAGCAGUAUGACGACAUUAUGGACAUCCUUCAAUCCCUGUGGCUCACUGACCCCAUGAACCUUCAGAUUAAGGAGGGGAAAGAUUGUGGCCCAGAGCAGGUGACACCACCUAGGUCCUCCUCCGGUGUGGAUAUGAGUAGCGGCUCUGGUGGAUCAGGGAAGGACAAUGAAACGCCUCCAAAAGAGACAGAAUCUUUACACGAGGAUGAGCCGGUGGGGACGCCUGUGGAAGUGGCAGGAGACAACGAAACUAAGAUAGAACCUGAGGAGGCAUCAGCAGAGCAAGCUAAGGAAGGCGCAGAAUGCGAACAGGUGCUUAGCGAAGAACAAAAUGGGACUCUGGACAGCCCAAAAACGACUGAGAACCCCUCGUCAUCAGACAAAAGCUCCGGCAACAGCAGCUCCAAAUCCCCCACUGAUAAUGAGCGAGAGACGAUGGAAGGCUCCAGCUCAGGGACGCCACCGACCGUCCUACGAGCACCGUUGUCCAAAAGGCUAUCGCAAGACCCCGAUCCGGUGUGGGUACUUAACCUUCUGAAGAAGCUGGAGAAGCAGUUCAUGAACCACUACAUUAACGCCAUGGCGGAGUUCAAAGUUCGCUGGGACCUGGACGACAGCCUCAUCUUGGACACCAUGAUGUCCGAGCUGAGGGACGAGGUGAGCCGUCGCAUCCAGAGCAGCGUCGACCGUGAGAUGAAGAAGAUACAGAGUCGAGCUGGAAGAGGGGGAAGGUCGCCUCGGCCACCGCAAGGAGGGAACCUCUCCAGAGAGUCCACCAUGACGGAUAAGAGGCGCCGAAUGUUGAAGAUCAUGAAGAACCAGUCUGUAAAAACCGCCGACUCUCUCAGCGACGGAGAGUUGACGGGCGAGUUCAGCGACCAGCGAAGCGACGACGAGUACUGCCCCUGCGAUGCGUGCGUGCGCAAGAAAUUGGCCGCUCGGCCUCUCAAAGCAAACCCGCUGGCCGCCGAAGCUCCUGUGAUGAUGGAGUUUGACCUCCUCAAGAUACUUCAGCUGAAGAAAAGCCCGACGCCUUCUCCUGUAACUGCGGUAAAACCUGUGGAGGUGGAAUGCGACAGCAUGGUUGUAGACGAGGAGGCGAGGAAUUUAGAGGUAGUCCAUGAGGAAGAGGAGGAGGAGGGUGAAACUAAGGAGAAUAUCAGACCUGCUAUUGUAUUAGAGGAGACGAUUCAUGAGGAAGAUGAGGAAGAAGAAGAAGGCGAGGGAGAGGCAGGAGAAGAAGAGGGGAGUAGUGCAGGAGAUGAGGAGCAGGAAGAAACAGGUGGUGAGGAAGGUGGGGAAGAGGAACCAUCAAACAAUGAAGAGGAGGAGGAGGAGGAGGAAGGAGCGGAGGAGGAAACAAGCAACAAAACAACCGAUGAUGAGGAGAGAAUGGGUGAGGAUGAAGGAGAGACAGGAGAGGAUGACACAGGGGACGACAAGGGAGAGACAGCGACCGGGAAUGAAGACGAAGAAGAGAGUGACAAGGACACGGUAAAGGAGGCGACAACAGGCGAAGGAGACACCACAGAAAAUGGAGAAGAAGAGGAGUGUGAGGGGUCCGACUCCAAGCCGGAGGAAGAGGAGGAGUCUGGGGAAACGGGCGAUGACGACACAGCAAACGCAGACUCAACGCCGGUGGAAGAGUUAGCGGAGGGGAACGUCAGCGGCUCCGCCGAGGCAGAGGACGAAGACGAAGGGGGUGACGGGACGGCGGAGGAAGAGUCACGCGAAGACGAAAAAGGAGAAGAGAGUGAAGAGCAGGAAAAGGGGGCGUCUGAGGAGGAAAGAGUCUCACCACAGGACCAGGCCGGGGCUCCCGUCUGCGUGACGGAGGGAGAAGAGGCCGACGCCGAAGACUCGGACGGCGACGGCAAACGUCUGAGUGACGAGAAAGAGGGAGACGGAGGCGAGGGGGAGGCUGUGGAAGACGUCGUUGAGGAGGAAGAAGGCGAGGAUACGGUGGAGGGAAACAAGAAGGAGGACGGGGCUCUCCUGCACCAGUUCACCAGGACGUCAGUGGAGUCCCAGCCCGGCUCGUUGGAGGACGUCGGCACAGAUUCGGCCCCGAUUCCCUCCAUGGCGCUGCCCAAAAUGGCUGCGGGUGGCGGCGCCAAGAGGAGCAGAUCACCAGCGAGGGUCAAACAAGGAGGGCGAUGAGGAGCUGGUAAACACGUCUUAGUAAACAUGAGGUCAGAAACUCUAAUAAACACACUCUUUCAGGGAUUUAACCUUUAGCCCACUGUGUAGGUUUAAAGGCUCUCUUUGAACACUUGAAGCACUUUAUCGCUCCACAUCUGGUGUAGAAGAAGACACGGCGACUUACACCACGACGGAAACGAAUUGUAGAAAAGCUGAAACUUGAAACCCCCACCUUAUCCUACAUUUGAAUUAUAUUUAUAAUUUGUAUGUUAGUUAGUUAGUAUGUAUAAUAUAUAUUUUUUUUGGAAAAAUGUGAACUCAGUUUUGUGUUCAGUGGACCACAGGUUUAAUGAUUCAUGAAAUCACAUAGCCAUUUCAAUACCAAGUACCUCGGAGACAUUUUAGAUGCUAUUUCAGUAGUUUUUGACAGAACCAAUGUGUCAAUACCGUGUUUAUUACAUAUUAUUGGACCUGUCUCAUUGAGUCAGUGGGUUCAGACAGCACAGCUUGCUUUUAGAAAGGUCACCUAGCUAUUACUUAACCGCCUGCUUAGAUCUGUACCCUGUUAAGACGUCCUCUGUUUAAACCUAUACAUGCUCUCUGAUGUAAUCUGAUUACUUUAAAGAUUUUUUUGUGGGAAAGUAGGCAUGUUCACUUUCAUGCUGAGAGUUGAAGAUUGAUACCUCACUCGUAUCUGUUUGACGGAUAUGAAGCCACAGUCGGGAGAUGGUUAGCUUAGCUUAGCUUAGCAAAAAUAUGAUGAAACUACACUGUAAAAAUUACAUGUUCAGUUUCACAGUGAAUUUAAUUUCUAUUAGGGCUAAUUUCUAGUUUGAAUUGAAGCUAGGCUAACCGUUUCCCUUUGAGGAGUUAUGCUAACAUGGUUAAGCUAAUCAUGUCCAGGCUCUUGCUAAUUAUUCAAACUAGAUAUUCGCGACUUCCCACUUACUAGCGGGUAAUUUAAGGAGAGGCAGAAUUUUUCUUUUUCUCAUUUGACUCUUAGCAGGAAAGUAAACAAGCUAUUUUCCCAGAUGUUUCAUUUAAUUUUGAAUUAUUUACUCAUUUUAAAUUAACAAAAUAACGUACUGUAAUUUAGCAAUCAUCUUUAAAUAUUUACUUAUUUUUCCUUCUGACAUGCUUACGUGUGAACUGUAUCUCACAAUACAUGUAUAGUUCCUUUAUCUGCGGUCAAAAUGUUUCUUUUCCCAGUUGCACAACAUAACAAAAUGUGACACUGAGCACAUAUUUGUGUGUAUUUACGGUAAAUACGAGGAGGCGACAGUCUGAAUUCGAGACCGUCUCUCUGCUGCUUCAGUUAAAGAGCUCUCCUUUAGGUGCGUGUUGCCGUGCAUGCUGUCGAUUCAGGUGGGGUUUGCAUGACCAGCCAUGUGAAACCAGCGUGAAGCUUGUUACUGAUGCCUUACUGUGUGUCUAUGGUUAUGUGAACAUAGCUCUGUCUGUUACUGGCUCUCCGGAAAUCACAGAGGCUGUUACAGAGGCUGGGAUGGGUCAACGCUUACCUUUUAAAAUGCUGGAAAUAAUAAGUUUUAAGACCCCUCAUGGAGUUAUUUCUUUCAUUUAAACCAAGCUGAGAGAGCAGGGCUCCGAGCUUUUCCACCCACCCGUAGUUUUAACUGUCAGUGUGCUCAAGACAUUACGAAUGAGGCGUGUGUGUGUGCGUGUGCCUAUGCUACUGUGGGUGUGUUGGGUUAUCCAUCAGUCCGUGUCGUCACCAAGUGACCAUCAUGUAACUAGAGCAAAUGAAUACAUGACUGUAACAAUACCAACAUAAAUAAAAUAAAUGCACAAGA